Messenger RNA from Penicillium malachiteum, 1395 nucleotides. RefSeq lists its product as uncharacterized. Gene Ontology annotation, molecular function: metalloaminopeptidase activity. Gene Ontology annotation, biological process: proteolysis. Bases 1 to 1395 code for a protein of 464 amino acids. The transcript is spliced from 6 exons. The record is from RefSeq and is a predicted model, not a curated record. Lineage: Eukaryota; Fungi; Ascomycota; Eurotiomycetes; Eurotiales; Aspergillaceae.
AUGGGCUCCAAGACAGCUGAGAACGAGAGCCAGAAUGGCGGUAAUGACCCGUCCAACUCAAACAAGUCUGCCGCUACUGGUGGAGAACCGCGAGGAGUUCAUCUCUCCCGCGAUGGUGAUGGAAGUUUGGGUGACGGGGACAGCGAUGACGACGACGGCGACAAUCAGCCUGGGGCUGUUACCGAGUCGCUAACGCCCCAACCCGCCCCAACAGACGCUUCAAAGAAGAAGAAAAGAAAGAAGUCCAAGAAGAAGACGACCAUCAAGCAGUCGUCGCCUCCACGUAUCCCUCUGACUACCAUAUUCCGCAAUGAGCAGUACCCGAGUGGAGAAAUGCAGAACUAUGAGGCCGUGGUCGACAAUACGGCUCGCACCACCGCUGAGGAAGCUCGCUACGAUUCUCGCCGUUCCGUCCAGGACAAGACAUGGCUCACGAACUAUCGUAAAGCCGCCGAGAUUCAUCGUCAGGUUCGGCGAUGGACUCAAGACAACGUCAGACCUGGCCAGACUCUCAGAGAGAUUGCUGAUGGUAUUGAUGAUGGCGUGAGAGCGCUGCUCGAUAACCCCGGCCUUGAGACGGGAGGUUGUCUUGUGUCUGGAAUGGGAUUCCCGACUGGACUUGCGGUAAAUAAUUGCGUUGCGCAUUACACACCGAACCCAGGCCAGAAAGAUGUUAUCUUGCAAAAAAGUGAUGUCAUGAAAGUGGACUUUGGUGUCCACAUCAAUGGUUGGAUUGUUGACAGUGCCUUCACUAUGUCAUUUGAUCCAACAUAUGACAAUCUGCUUGCUGCAGUUAAGGAUGCGACAAACACCGGUAUCAAGAAUGCUGGUAUCGACGUCCGAAUCAGCGAUGUAAGCGCUGCCAUCCAAGAGGCCAUGGAAAGCUAUGAAGUGGAGAUCAGAGGUCAAACGUAUCCAGUCAAAGCGGUACGAGAUCUCAGUGGCCACAAUAUCAGGCAAUACCAGAUCCAUGGAGGGAAAUCCAUUCCCUUCGUGCGAACGAAGAACCAGACCAAAAUGGAAGAAGGCGAAGUUUUUGCUGUCGAGACAUUUGGAUCUACAGGAAGAGGACGUACAGUAGACGGUCCUGGCGUCUAUGGGUACGGCAAGAGUUAUAAGGCUCCGAAAAGAGUGAUGACCCCUCUUGCUUCAGCCCGAUCUCUGUACAAGACCAUCAACGAUAACUUCGGCACGAUUGUUUUCUGUCGUCGUUAUCUUGAACGUCUCGGGGUAGACCGGUAUCUUGCCGGCAUGAACUACCUCAUUUCCCAAGGAGUCGUCGACCACUAUCCACCCCUGAUGGACAUCGAAGGCUCUUACUCUGCCCAGUUUGAACAUACCAUCUUGCUGGGCCAAUCUGGCAAAGAAGUCAUUAGUCGCGGCGAUGACUAUUAA